AAUCGACUAUUUUUAUAAACAAAAUUCUAAAAAAAAAAAUGGGUAAAACUUCCAAAGAUAAACGUGAUAUAUAUUAUCGUUUAGCCAAAGAAGAAGGUUGGCGUGCACGUAGUGCUUUUAAACUGCUUCAAAUUGAUGAGAAAUUCCAUAUAUUAAAAGGAGUAACACGCGCCGUUGAUUUGUGUGCCGCUCCUGGUAGUUGGUCACAGGUAUUGUCAAAACGUUUGUACGAAAAUCGCAACGAUAAUGAAGAGGUCAAGAUUAUUGCCGUAGAUCUUCAAGCUAUGGCCCCCUUAAAUGGAGUCAUACAACUGCAAGGUGACAUUACUAAACUAAGUACGGCACAGUCAAUCAUUGAGCAUUUUGGUGGUGAAGAUCAAAAGGCCCAAUUGGUUAUAUGUGAUGGUGCACCGGAUGUUACCGGUCUUCAUGAUAUUGAUGAAUACAUUCAAAGUCAACUGUUGCUAGCAGCUCUUAGCAUAACAACGCAUGUUCUAAUGCCGGGUGGUAAUUUUGUAGCAAAAAUUUUUAGAGGCAAAGAUACGAGCUUAUUGUACUCACAAUUGAGAAUCUUUUUUGAGAAGGUGUCGAUUGCUAAACCGGCUAGUUCAAGAAAUUCCAGCAUUGAAGCCUUUGUAGUAUGCCAAAAUUAUCGCUGUCCCGAAGGCUAUAUACCACAAAUGAUCAAUCCCAUGGUCGACGAUGUACAAGUUAUACAAAAUGCCACUGAAUCGAAAAUUAACAAAGAAUUGAUACCAUUUGUGGUGUGUGGGGAUUUAAGAGGAUUUGAUUCGGAUAUGUCUUAUAGUUUGAAUCUAAAUGAAGAUACUGAAUAUACCUAUCGUGAAGUCGUACAAAAGCCCAUAUCACCAGCUUACAAAGAGAUACUAGAAAAAUUAAAGAAUUGUUCCAUCAAACACUCAGCUAUAACAAUUCAACAUCAGCAAAUGGAUUCCCCUAGUAUUCCAGAAGAUCCUACCGUAUAUUAUUAAAAAAAAUUACUUACUAUCGACUUUGAUUUUAAUUUAAAUAAAAAAAAAACGACAAAAUUAACAACUUAUAAAACUAAAUGAAACAAUA
Messenger RNA from Calliphora vicina (urban bluebottle blowfly), 1080 nucleotides. It is a transcript of the gene Trm7-32, whose product is annotated as tRNA methyltransferase 7-32. Gene Ontology annotation, cellular component: cytoplasm. Lineage: Eukaryota; Metazoa; Arthropoda; Insecta; Diptera; Calliphoridae. Bases 39 to 992 code for a protein of 317 amino acids. The transcript is spliced from 3 exons. The record is from RefSeq and is a predicted model, not a curated record. Gene Ontology annotation, molecular function: tRNA methyltransferase activity. Gene Ontology annotation, biological process: cytoplasmic translation; tRNA methylation.